Molecule: messenger RNA, 2591 nt
Organism: Durotheca rogersii
Lineage: Eukaryota; Fungi; Ascomycota; Sordariomycetes; Xylariales; Xylariaceae
Product: ku70 protein
Exons: 4
Coding region: 284-2224 (646 amino acids)
Biological process (GO): double-strand break repair via nonhomologous end joining; cellular response to gamma radiation; cellular response to X-ray
Cellular component (GO): nucleus; Ku70:Ku80 complex
Molecular function (GO): double-stranded DNA binding; telomeric repeat DNA binding; damaged DNA binding
Source: RefSeq, a predicted model, not a curated record
GCUGGUCGGAGUCGAGUGGACCCGCUGGACCUUGCGCUGCGCGCUCGACCGCGAUAUCUGCCUAAACGCCUACCGUAGUAAAGAGGUAGUUCGGUAGGGCUGCCUAGCAGCAGUGACGGUGCGCCGAACGCAAACCACUACUAAAUGCGAGAGCGCAACAAACACCCGGCACCUUCUGAUAAAAGCCAAACCGUCUGAUGGGCACACCCUCAGCUUUCUCAAACCACCGCUUGUCGCCCUGUUUUUCUUCCAAGGCGAUCUGAACGGAGGCCCAGAAUCCGCGAUGGGAGAUUACUACGACAGCAGGGAAGCAGAGGAGGAGGAGGAUGAGAUCGGCGAACAGGACUUCAAAGCCCAGAAGGAUGCUGUCAUAUUUGCUAUUGAUGUCAGCAAGUCCAUGCUCCAGCUGCCUCCUGAGUCGGAUGAUAGGAAGGCCGAUAAGGACCCCCCUGCCUAUGCCGCUCUCAAGUGUGCCUACCAAGUGAUGCAACAGCGGAUUAUAUCCAGCCCGAAGGACAUGAUGGGAAUCAUCCUCUUCGGCACCGAGAAGACCAAGUAUCGUGACGACCAGAAGUCGCCCUAUCCGCAUUGCUACGUCUAUACCGACCUCGACAUUCCUGCGGCCGAGGAUGUGAAGGACUUGAAGCUCCUCGUCGAAGAGGGCGAGGGCGCCGAUGAAUUGCUCGUGCCAUCUAGCGAGGAGGUCCAGAUGUCUAACUUGCUCUUCCUCGCAAACAUCUUGCUCACUACCAAGGCGCCGAACUUCGGGUCCCGAAGAUUGUUCAUUAUUACCGACAAUGAUGACCCCCAUAGCGAUAAUAAGCAGCUCAAAGAAAACGCAGCGUGUCGUGCGAAAGACCUGUACGAUCUGGGCGUCACCAUCGAGCUCUUUGCGAUUGCUCGCGGCGAUAAAACCUUUGACUUCAGCAAAUUCUACGACGAUAUCAUCUACCGAGACCCGGCGGUUGAGGAGGCACAGCUGGGGAGGGUCUCCACAUCUAAGUCCGGCGACGGCUUAACGCUGCUCAACUCGCUGAUUUCCAACAUCAACUCAAGGCAGACGCCAAAGCGAGCAUAUUUUAGCAACAUGUCGUUCGAGCUGGGUCCCGGAUUCCAGAUUUCGGUCAAGGGGUACAACGUCAUCCAGAAGCAAACUCCUGCGCGCAGUUGUUACAUUUGGUUGGAUGACGAGAGGGCACAAAUUGCCGUGGGCGAGACUGCUCACGUCGCCGAAGACAGUGCCCGAGCGGUCCAGGUGGGCGAGGUGAAGAAAGCCUACAAGUUCGGCGGCGAAUACGUAUAUUUCAGCGAAGAGGGGCGGAAGUCGAUCAAGCAGUUUGGGGGACCGGUCAUCAGGGUCAUCGGUUUCAAGGAUAGGUCGCACCUAGCGUUUUGGGCGUCUAUCAAGAAAUCCACCUUCAUCUUCCCGAGCGAAGAGGGCUACGUCGGAUCCACACGCGUGUAUGCGGCAUUGUGGCAGAAGUUGCUGAGAUCUAAGAAGAUCGGCAUCGCAUGGCACGUCGCUCGGGCGAAUGGCAACCCCAUCCUAGUCGCCAUCAUCCCCUCCGAGGCCCAGUCGGACCACAAGUCCGGUGCGGAUUUCGUACCUGCCGGCUUGUGGCUCUACCCGAUCCCGUACGCCGACGACGUGCGCGAGGGUCCGGAGAAGGGCAACGUGAUCCGGACGACGGGUGAACUCACGGACCGUAUGAACAAGAUCGUCGGACAGCUGCAGCUGCCGGGCGCUACGUACAACCCAUUCAAAUAUCCCAACCCGGCGCUUCAGUGGCAUUACAAGAUUCUCCAAGCGCUAGCGUUAGAUGAAGAGGUACCUACGCGACCCCACGACGCGACCACGCCCAAAUACAAGGCCAUCCAUAACCGAUGCGGGGGGUAUCUCCAGGAGUGGUCAAAAGCGGCAGACGAGGUCUUGGGCUUGGUCAGAGAUACGAAGGUCAUCAAACGAGAAAUGCAAGAUAGCAGCGGAAACGAGGAGUCGAGACCGCCGAUAAAGAGGUCGAGGAUUGUGGUGCCAACAACGGGGCCGUCAUCCAGUGCCAAAUUGAGCAAUGCCGAGCUAAAGAGGAGAAGUAACGCGGGUAGCCUGUCGAAGCUGACGGUAGCCGAACUGAGACCGAUUCUUGAAGAACGCGGGAUCGAUGCCAAGGGGUUGAAAAAGGCGCUUCUCGAGAGGCUCGACGAGUGGAUAGAAGAGAAUGUGUGAGAGACUGGGGGAGGGGAACGAGGACCUAAGUUGUGAGAUGCUUCCACGAAUAUCUCCAGUGCGUUACGGAGACUUUACACGGUGCUGGUGUUGCCUUCUACGGUAUUGUACCUACCUACACAGCCAGUAAGAGUUGCCUGCUUGCUUACGGUAUGCACGUAAUGUACCUAAGGUACCUAAGGUAUAGUGCCUGGCAGCAAGGGAUCUCGAGGUCCGAUUCGCGGGGAAUGCGUGAGGAGGUAGGUACCUAGGUAUCUACUACAUACACAGACUUACCUACGUUGCAUCGCAAUCUAUCAACUGUCAUUCACAGGGCCGGUAUUCACAUUUUCACGCUUUUCGGUGGUGCACAGUAGCCUGGCAGGAU